This is a messenger RNA of Aspergillus mulundensis, 1572 nucleotides long. Its product is annotated as F-box protein. Bases 1 to 1572 code for a protein of 523 amino acids. Gene Ontology annotation, molecular function: protein binding. Lineage: Eukaryota; Fungi; Ascomycota; Eurotiomycetes; Eurotiales; Aspergillaceae. The transcript has a single exon. The record is from RefSeq and is a predicted model, not a curated record.
AUGUCCCACAUCCAGGACCUCCCCACCGAGCUUCUGAACCGAAUCUUCGAAUUCCUCGCCGAACCGGACAGUGACACGAUUGAACGCGACCGGAGCUGCAACACCACCACUGAACUAUACAAUCUGUGCCUCGUCUGCCAGCGGUUCAGGGACCUCGCCCAGCCGCUUCUGUUCCGCUACAUUGAUGGCGACAAUAUUGACGACCUCAAAUCGCUAAUCUCGCUCACCAAAGCUGUCUAUCGUCGCCCCACGCUGGGAGAACUCGUCAAGUUUGUUACUGUCACGCUGUCUUUAUAUGGUCUGCCCGGCGAGAACCCCCCGAAACUUCCCAGCGAUGACCUAAAGCUCUUUGCGAAUGUCGUUCGAGAAUUGGAAUUGCCACACGAGGAGGAAGAACGUUGGAUUCGCGCGGUGGAAACGCAGGACCUCUCCGUGUUCGUGGUGCUGCUGACUUUCAAAACACCGAAUAUCCGCGUACUGCGUGUGGCACACGGCCAGGUCUUCGUGCAGCCGUUCCUUGCGCUCUGGAAAAAGCACCCGUCGUACCUAUCCAGCCUCUACCAAAUAUGGAUUGCCUGCGAUUCUGUAUUCCCCGGGUACAACAUCGCGAUCUACGAAAAAUUUCUCACUCUCCCUAAUCUCAAAGCAUCCACAUUCGUGGAUGGCGAACUCGUGCGCUCUAAAUACCCCUCAAGCUGGGCACCUGGGACCCUUGCUGCGGAGGAGCUGGCCUUCAAGGAUUGCUUCAUUGAUGCCAUCUCCCUCAAGAAACUUAUCCAAGCUUGCAAGAAAGUCAAGGCAUUGACAUACCAGGGCUUCUCUGCCAUGCCCAACGGCGACUCCCAUAUCCGAUACGGCAACGAGAAGGAGUUCCAUGCCGCCGAUGCCCACGCGGCCCUUCUUCCACACAAAGCCACACUCGAGCACCUCCACGUGGAGUUCUUCCGCGAGCCAUGGCUCAUUGACGGCCAAGCCUACGCCGAGUACUGCGCAAGCACACCCAAACUCCCCUCUCUCGAUGACUUUCCCGUCCUAGAAACAGUCAUCGUCCCGUACGCAACUCUCCCGCCGCACCCGCGUUUCCCAUCCUCCAUCCAACUCCUCCACAUAACAGACUGCAACUCCUCCAUCCGCGAGAUGCUGUCCAACAUCGUGAAAGACGUGAAGAAAGGACUCUACCCGAAUCUCACCAAGUUCCUCGUCCUCGCCAUAGAUGUUUCACGCCCAGUCAAGCUUGCCGGUCAGAUUAUUCCGCAAGGUAAAACUCCCUCGGACUGUAUCCAGGAACUGCAGGGCUGGUUUAGCGGGACGAAGGUCGAUUUUCAGAUCUGCCCGUACGAUUUGACUCCACCACGCGGACGCCCGGAUGAUGAUGACGACGAUGAUGGUGAUGACGAUGACCUCCCCGGGUUUCCUGGUGGACCGGGGAUGCCGGGGAUGCUACAGAUGAUGAUGAUGCAGCAGGCGAUGGACGACCCGGGUUUUGCGGCGAUGCUUCAGCAUGCGGCGGCUGAGAGUGACAGUGAUGAUGAGUCUUGGGUGACUGAUACUGAUGACGAUGACAUUGAAUGA